AUAUAUGAAUCAUGUUAGAAUGUAGGUGUGACAAUGAAUACCACAAAACAUAAAAUAUGUAUGGUAUCCGACUUUUUUUAUCCUAACAUGGGUGGUGUGGAGGAGCACAUUUUUAAUUUAUCUCAAUGUUUACUUGAACGUGGACAUAAAGUUGUAGUGCUUACUCAUUCUUACGGUGAUAGAAUUGGUGUACGUUAUAUGACAAAUGGCUUGAAAGUAUAUUACAUACCAGUAAAGGUCUUCUAUAAUCAAUGUGUUCUUCCAACGAUGAUUUGUUCCAUUCCUCUUAUUAGAUAUAUUUUUCUAAGGGAGGAAAUUCAAAUAAUACAUGGUCAUUCUGCAUUCUCUGCUCUUGCUCAUGAAGGAAUGUUAAUUGGUCGGUUAAUGGGAUUGAAAACUAUUUUUACAGAUCAUUCACUUUUUGGUUUUGCGGAUGCGUCCGCAAUUUUAACAAAUAAAUUUCUAGAGAUAUCAUUAGCUGAUUGCAAUCAUUGUAUAUGUGUAUCACAUACUGGGAAAGAGAAUACAGUAUUAAGGGCAAAAGUUGUAAAAGAGAAAGUUUCUGUUAUUCCAAAUGCAGUAGAUACCACAUUAUUUAUGCCUGAUGUCAGUAAACGAAAUGAUAAUUUUAUUACAAUAGUGAUAGUAUCGCGACUAGUAUAUCGCAAAGGUGUCGACUUAUUAGCUCGUAUUAUACCCGAUAUUUGUAGUCGGUACGAGAAUGUGCAAUUUUUAAUCGCUGGAGAUGGUCCUAAAAGAUGGCUCAUAGAGGAAGUACGAGAAAGAAAUUUGUUGCAACAUAGAGUUACAUUACUUGGAAGUUUGGAACAUUCUCAAAUUAGGCAUGUCUUGAACAAAGGACAUAUAUUCCUGAAUACAAGUCUGACAGAAGCAUACUGUAUGGCAAUCGUUGAAGCUGCAGCGUGCGGUUUACAAGUUGUUUCAACAAAAGUUGGUGGUAUACCUGAAGUAUUGCCACCUGAUUUAAUUUAUUUAGUGGAACCUACAGUACCUGCUCUUAUUGAAGGGUUGGAAUCUGCUAUAAUAGAUUACAAAGAAGGAAAUAUUAUAUGUCCUCUUAAGAUGCAUAAAAGAAUAAGCUUAUUUUAUAAUUGGUUUAAUAUCACCAAAAGAACUGAAGUAGUCUAUGAUGUAGUGAAACAAGAAAAUAGGAAGAAUUUAGGUGAACAAUUAGCAAGUUAUGUUCAAAGUGGAGUAUUAGCAUACUUGCUUGUUGUAUCCUUGUGCUAUAUUAUUUUACAAGUUUUAGAAAUUCUUGUACCAAGAAAGUACAUUGAUAUCGCGAAAGAUUACACGGAGAUACAUCCUCAAGGAGAAGGAAAAGAAGAUUAGUGAUUAGAUGUCCGAGAAACAGAAUGUGAUUCAAGUAUUUUAUCGCAAUGGUAUACAUUUUAUAUACCAAUACAUUCCUACCAAAUAUGAAGAUUGUUAAUAAUAUUACUUUUAAUGUGCCU
This is a messenger RNA of Habropoda laboriosa, 1475 nucleotides long. It is a transcript of the gene PIG-A, whose product is annotated as N-acetylglucosaminyl-phosphatidylinositol biosynthetic protein. Gene Ontology annotation, cellular component: glycosylphosphatidylinositol-N-acetylglucosaminyltransferase (GPI-GnT) complex. The transcript has 7 exons. The record is from RefSeq and is a predicted model, not a curated record. Gene Ontology annotation, molecular function: phosphatidylinositol N-acetylglucosaminyltransferase activity. Bases 34 to 1353 code for a protein of 439 amino acids. Gene Ontology annotation, biological process: GPI anchor biosynthetic process. Lineage: Eukaryota; Metazoa; Arthropoda; Insecta; Hymenoptera; Apidae.